Molecule: messenger RNA, 1297 nt
Organism: Prorocentrum cordatum
Lineage: Eukaryota; Dinophyceae; Prorocentrales; Prorocentraceae
Source: the annotation of a GenBank genome assembly
AUGGACCUCAUGGGCGCCAGCCUGGCGCGCGGGCGGCAGCUCUGCGCCAGGGCCAGCCCCGAGCCAUGGAAGCACAACGAGACGAGGAACGAGGGGGGCUGCCCGAACGAGUGGCGGCCUUCGAACCAACGCCAGAGAGAAAUCGACCGCUUCGGCGCCUGCAAGGCGCGCCGACUCGCCCGCAGGCGGCGCCGCGACGCCUGCGAGGCGGGGCUUCGCGCAGCUGGCAUCAACACAAAGACGAGGUACAUCGUGAUCCAGGUCCCCAACCAGAGUAAGCCCCAUGAUGGGCACCAGAGCGACUGGAAGGGCGACGUGCAGCCCGAGGAGCAGAACGCGCCGCCCGACACGGACCUCGAAGCGGAGCGGCUCCUGGGCGAACCGCUAGACCUCGCGCGCCCUGCGCCGCCAGCGGUCGCCUACCCCACGGAGGUCUACCUGCGGGCGACCGGCCUGAGCCCGAGGAACGACAGCAACAGCGCGGGGAGCAGCGCGAUCGAGAAGAGCGCGCAAGGCCAGGACGACAAGGAGUGCGACACCUUCCAGAAGAACAAAGCGGCAGUCUGCGCCGCGCUCCGCGAUGCAGGCAUCGACGGGCCCAACGCCAGCACCCUCGCCCACAUGGCCGCCCUGAACAUGCCCCUCCCAGCCAGGAUCGCCGAGAUCAUCGCAGCCUCCGCCCUCCGGAACACCGGCCACGUCGACACGUACGAGGCCCAGCGGAUCGGCGGCCACAUCGACACCUAUGUGGCCCAGAAGACCGACGGCCACGUGAAGCAGAACGAGGCCCAGCGGAUCGGCGACCACGUCGACACGUACGAAGCCCAGUGGACCAACUGCCACGAGAAACAGGACACGAACGAGGCCCAGCGGAUCGGCGACCAUGUCGACACGUACGAAGCCCAGUGGACCAACUGCCACGAGAAACAGGACACGAACGAGGCCCAGCGGAUCGGCGACCACGUCGACACGCACGAGGCCCAGUGGAUCAGCGACCACGUCGACACGGACGAGGCCCAGCGGAUCGGCGGCCACGAGAAGAGCUAUGGGAGCGACUCCAAGGACGAGAAGGCAACGGGAGUGACCCCAAGAACAAGAUGGUACGACAAGGUGCGCUUCAACGAGGACUCAGAGAUCUACACCUUCGAGGCGGUGCCCGAAUCCCCAGCGACGGUCACCGAGGACGAGGAGGACGACCUAGAGAACGACACCGAGAACCUGCCCUACGACCCAGCCGGCCCAGCCGACGACGGCGACGCCCGCUACAACGACGCGCCCCAGGAGAACGCCUCCGACG